AUGGUGCGCCCGCGAUACUGGUGGCGUCUCCCCGGGUUCAAGACCAAGGCGCAUUCAACACCCUCAACCACCCAGGUCACUUCAGCGCGUCAUCACCUCAGUGUGGAGCUGCUGCGGCGCUUGCGAGAGCUCGACCGCCUCUCCAUGCAUGGCAUGGUGGCUCGGCUGGGGAAACCGCCGGUGGUUGAGCCGGAGAUCAUCAAGCGGGCCAUCUGCCACCAGUUUCCGGUUCGUCCGGAAGAUGUCUCCGUCGUCAGGCACGCGCCCGAGGACUUCUUCGUCGACUUCAAGCACCGGCACCACCGCGACGAGGCGGUGUCGCGGGGGACCUUCCCCUAUCGCAACCUCGACAUCCACACAAGGCCAUGGCAGCUGGUGACACACGGUGAAAUCUGCGACCUCAAGUUCCGCGUCCGCCUAUGCCUCGAAGGCAUCCCCCUCCACGCCUGGAGCGAGAGCAUUGCCAAGAGGGCGGUCGCUAGAGCUUGCGACAUCGACUACGUUGAGAAGACCUCGCUGGACCGUGCCGACACCAGGGCACUCUGCGUCUGGGCCUGGACGCACAACCCGUCUGACAUCCCAAAGACGACCUCAGGCGGUAACACGGCCCGCAAGGGUGCACAGCAACCGACCCAAGGCGACGCUGCAAAUGCUGGCACGGGGGCUCGGCUGCACCUCGUCAUCCACCCGGCUGAUGCCCUCCGCAGAGCCAGGGGACGAAGCAGGGAAAGGGCAACCCGCCGUAGGCCGCACAGGCGCGCGUGCUCGGAGCCGAGGAACACGACGUCGCGCUCAAAAUCACCGUUGCCGCGCCUGCGCUGCAAGUCACCAGACUUCAACGGAGGCAACGGCAGCAACCACCACCCGUCGCCAAGCCCUCCCAAGGUUCCCCCCACCGAUGACCGCGACGUCGUGACACAGCAGCGUGCACGCCUCGCGGCUGACCGACGCUUCCGCAUGGGCCAGGUCUACGCCAGGAGGCCAGGCCCUCUCCGCACGCCACGCGCCCACACAAAGCAGGCGAAAGCGCCCGGUGUCCACCACGUCGACAAAGACACCAAAUCGACGCAAAGAAGCCCCGCCUCUACGGCGCGAAGAAGCGUCCGCAUAGCCGCCAUGAAUUGGCAAAGGGGUGACACCCAAGCGAGGGCCAGGCUGGUGCUGAUGAAAAGAUUGGGCAUCCUCGACAGGGGAGGACCCAGCCAUGAUGACGCGUUGCUGCGCUACUUCGACUUGUACAAGGGACCACUUAAUGACGACGCCGUGAAGGCAAUGACGGCUCUGUGUGGCCUCGACGCCGACGCGAUCUUGCUGCCGCGAUGCCUAGAUGACGGAUGUCGCAAAUGGGUCGCCUGUUGUAAUAAUGGUAGUAAUCGUUUGCCACGGCGGAAGCUCUUCGAGCUCCACAUCUUUUGUGUACCGCUUGGGUUCGGCGACGACCAGAGGCCUCAUCGCCAUCCCACCCAACCGCAACAAACCGUCACCGGUAGUUAG
Molecule: messenger RNA, 1494 nt
Organism: Miscanthus lutarioriparius
Lineage: Eukaryota; Viridiplantae; Streptophyta; Magnoliopsida; Poales; Poaceae
Source: the annotation of a GenBank genome assembly